Molecule: messenger RNA, 1570 nt
Organism: Drosophila melanogaster (fruit fly)
Lineage: Eukaryota; Metazoa; Arthropoda; Insecta; Diptera; Drosophilidae
Exons: 3
Coding region: 558-989 (143 amino acids)
Molecular function (GO): nucleic acid binding
Source: RefSeq, marked reviewed
CAUUCCAAAACGUUCACUCUGAGGUCUGACUUUGACGCCUCCGCCGCCAUUCGUUAAAAAACUGAAAUUCUUAAAAAGCGCGCAUCAAGCCGGUGUAAUAAUUGAUAAAAAAGUUUAAAAAAAUCCCAGAUUCCAAAGUUGAUAAAAGUCAUACCGCGCAGGACUGAUUUAGGGGGUACAAAUAACAUUGGCAACCGGCGUUUCGCACAGCGGUAAAAUUUGCAUCAGUGUGUGGGUGUUUCGCAAAAAAAAAAGAAGCUAAGCCAGGAUUUUUGGAUUGCCAAUUAUCAAGGUGCUAGGAAAGAGGGCGUGAAGUUGUCGGUAAGCUGACCGAGUACACGUGAAUUAAGUGCAACGCAAUUUGCUGACUGACUAACCCGCCCCCCGUGGCCUUGAACUCGACAGACUUGGCUGCCGUCCACUCACCCACAAACACACAUACGCACAUAUAUACACACGCGCAAGCCGCUUCUACUGUCUGAAGAGAGGAGAGGAAAAGAGCGAAGAAAGGGGAAGAACGCAUAAAUCGGCAAGUAAACGAGCAGUGUAAGAAAGCCAUGACCGAACCAAGGACGCCCGAGAAGCUGCUGGCCGCCAAGCCGCCGGUUUUACACCACAACAGCCAUAGUCCCAAUGCCUCGCUGCAGCUGCCCAGUCCCAUCAUCACGAGGCGCACUCGCACGGCCUCGACCUCCGCUCGGGCCUUGGAAAAUCCGGUUGUGACCGGUAUGGUGAAAUCCUUCAGCCGCACCAAAGGACACGGCUUCAUUACACCCAACGCCGGCGGAGAGGACGUUUUUUGCCACGUUUCCGACAUCGAAGGUGAAUAUGUGCCCAUGCCCGGGGACGAGGUCAAAUACCGUCUGUGCGCCAUUCCGCCCAAGUAUGAGAAGCACCAGGCCGUGCACGUGCAGAUUAGCCACCUGACGCCGGAGGUGCACCACAAGUGGGAGGAGCCAUUCUAUGGUGGCUCCUCGCCCGCUAAGUAAAGCUGAAGCUUGUGGCCCUGGGAGAUUUCGAAGCUCGGAAGCGGAAAAGUGUGUUGUUAAAAGCUGAACGGCCUUCCAAGAAAUUUAAUUGAGCUAGAGCACGCCACCCGAGAUGAACGAAACGGAAAACCGGAACAGAACAAUAACCAUGAAAGUAAACGAAAGCACAGCAAUCGAAGCAGCCAGGAAAAAGCCGAAACCAGACCAGAACGUAAUAGAAUGGAACAACAGGCCUGCCAUCCAGCCAGCCAGCGAGCAGCAUCACAAGAGUUUCAAUUGAACACUUAAUUAGAAUUUAAGCUAAGCUAUGGAAGUCAAACAAAACGCAGUCACAAAUAUUGCCUUUCCCUCUGGAAGAGGGGAGAGCAACCGCAACCAGUUUCGAGUAUAUUAUUAAAAGCGCGUAUGUAUUUGGAAAUUGAAAUUGUUAUUCGAGAAGCCACUAGCACAGCGCCUGCGAUGCUGUGGUGCCCUGUAUCAGUAAUUACUUUUAAUUAUAACAAAACAUCUGAAUGUGUUCGCGAAGCAAACAAGCAAAAUGCUCUCAGUAAUUCACUUUAUUAUUAAAACAGCUGCAAAAC